Molecule: messenger RNA, 2094 nt
Organism: Sordaria macrospora k-hell
Lineage: Eukaryota; Fungi; Ascomycota; Sordariomycetes; Sordariales; Sordariaceae
Molecular function (GO): protein binding
Source: RefSeq, a predicted model, not a curated record
AUGCACGAGCCACCUGCAACACCGAGGAAUAUGCCUUCUUCCAUCUCACCUCAAAUAAGAUCCCUGUCCAAUUUUUCCAUUUUGUCACAAAUUCUAGACUCAUCAACCUCACGGUCAUCUUCAUCAUCGAAACAGGGGACCAUCAACCUUCCUUGGUCCACCUACUAUAUAUGGAUAAUCCAUAUUGAAGCACGGAUCACAGCUUCAUCCUUUCAACACUCGACUGAAACGUGCACGAAAGAAACAGAUAACAUCAGCCAUUCAAUUCCGACCUUUACGAUGUGGCGAGACCCUGCAAAUCUUUCAUCCGACACAAUGAACCAACCACAGCAACCGUCCGAUUUAAACACAAUGGAACAAAAUGGACAACAAACAGAUAUUCAAAUGCAAGACGCCUCGUCCGGUCAAGAAUCAAAGAAACUCACCCUCCUCGACCUCCCUCCCGAAAUCCUCCACCAAGUGUGCCAGCACCUCCCCCUAAAAUCCGUCCGCUCCUUCCGGCUCACCAACCGUUUCCUCGGCGAGAUCGGCGCCUGCCACGCCCUCCCCGAGCUAAUCUUCUACCUACACACGACCGACUUCGCCGCUUUACGAUCCAUUGCCUCACACCCCAUUUACCCGCGAUAUGUACGCUCUUUGGUCUACGGGUGCGACAUCCUGCCCUCUCCCCGUCUCAACAUGAAGCAGUAUGUCAACGAAUGUCGGCGUAUGGAGAAGCGGCGGGCCAAGAUGCACGCUCGCCACGCGUGCGACGAGGCGAAUCGUCCGCCGAAACCGCUGCCCGAAAUCAAGGAGAGUUAUAGGGAGUAUAAAAGGGUGCAUCAGGCGCAGGAGGAGAUUAUUACCAACGACAAGGAUUAUGAGAUUUUGAAGGAGGUGGUGGGCAAAAUGACGAAUUUGAAGGAGGUCAUGAUUAGUAGCGAUUUUGAGUUUCGGUUGGGGAGUUUGAGUUCGUCGAGCUCUUCUUCGGGUUCGUCUUCUCAUGGUCAUGGUGGUUUGCUCCCUGGACAUGAUGGAGGGAGCGGGAGCGGGCCGAAGAGCGAUGCGCUUAAGAAUUGCAGGACGCCCUUCGACAAACUCGAUUGUCUGACGUCGCUGGAUGGCGAGAAAGGGCAGGAAGGCGUGCGGCAUCUUCGAGCGAUUCUGAUGGCUGUGAAAGAGGCGCGGAUCGAGCUUAAGAGUCUCUGCGCAGGGCUGAUUCACUGGAGCUUUUUCAACGAGUCGUUGGGCAACUUUGGGUUUCACAGCAUGGGAAACCUGUUGUCCAACUUGACGAGGUUCGAGCUGCUCGUACUGCCUGGGCCCAGCCAAGAUCCGGAGGAUUUGCAAAACGCGGACGCUACCGAGAUGAAUAACAUGAGCAUCGACGUCAUGGACGAGAUUUAUCGGUGUCAGGAGCUGAUGAGGACGGGUGUUAUCAGGAAGCUGGUCAAGAAUAUGCCGAACUUGGAGAUUUUGUCCAUCGGGUUCAUGGAUCACGCGGAGGACAACGAUUUCAUCUUCCCUGCUAGGUUGCAGGAUGUCAUUCCGCUGAACCACACAUUUCCGAACCUGGAGUCGCUGAAGCUCGAAGGCCUGGAGACGGAGAGGCAGGAGUUGACCGACUUCGUGGUCAGACAUAAGGACAGUCUGAUGAAGUUGGAGCUUAGAGAUAUGCGACUCGUCACGACCUCGUGGAGGAAGCUGUUGCCGGAGCUGCGGUAUGAGCUCAAGACGGAGUUGAUGGAGGAGGUAUCGAUCUACGGCAUGGCGCUGGGAAUGGGCGAGGAGGACGACGAUAAUGAGCUGGAGGAGUGGUUUAUGGGUGAUCCGGAGGACCAUGGGGCGACGGAGCUGGCGACCAGAGUCCAAAAGUACUUUAUGGAUCCGAGCAAGGCCGAUUGCCCGCUAUCAAGGGAGAAUAUGGAGCCUGUACCGGAUGAUGACUUGAUGGACGAAGACAUGAUGGACCAUGGUUUUGAUGGGGCGAUACCGGAACACGAGCUGGCGGAGCUGAUCCUGGGAGGCAUGGACUUCCCCGGAGGUGGAAAUCCGUUUGGGGAUCCAUUUGAUGAUCCGUCUUUUGAGCCUCCAGCGUGGAUGAAUGAUUUCUAG